CACACACAGCCGGCGCACCCCGACCAACAAGACACGCACCAGGCCAUGUUCCUCCCUCCCCGUUUCCUCCCCCGUCGCCUUGCUGGAGCUGAGGGAGGCGCAGAGCCUUCACCGACCAUCCCCGCGCAACCCUAACUCGCACUACAGAGGAGAGUUCGGGGGUCAAGCCCAGUCCCCAGAGGCAGUACCCAGCGGUGCGUCUCAGUGUGGUGGCGGGGCGGCAGGCGGCAGGGCAACCGUACCUGCGGCAAGCGGAGCAGGCUGGCCAGUACGGUGGUCGGCGGCAGAAAAUGAAGUGGAGGACCUACAUGAAGAGGAUGAUCUUUAUGAACAGUCAAGAAGGAAUUUCAGCCAAGAUCGCAAAGUUCCAUUAGUUGCAUACAAGCUGAAGGGAGGUGCUGGUGCAUGGUGGCACCGUCAUCAAGAAGAGCGCAGGCUGAGAGAGGAACCUCGUAUAAGAUAUUGGCAUCAAAUGAAGGCACUUUUGAAGGUUAGAUUCUUACCCGCUGAUUAUGAGCAGAUCCUUUUCACUGAAUUCCAGAACUGUGCUCAAGGCAUUAGGUCUGUUUCGGACUACACAGAGGAAUUUUUGAGGCUGCAAGUAAGGUGCAACCUUGCUGAAACUGAAGAUCAUCAAGUUGCAAGGUACAUCUAUGGUCUCAAUGAUGUCAUAAGAGAUCAGUUGGUCAUGCAACAAAUUUGGUCAAUAGAUCAAGCUCAAGCUCUAGCAUUGAAAGCUGAGAGACAUGUGAAGACAAAGAAGAUAACCAAGUCCCAAUCACAUUCUCACAUGGAGGGCUCAUCGAAAGGCUGUCCUAGCAAGACGGAUAGUAAAACUACUCAAUCAAAAGCAAAGCAAUCUGAACCUAAACAAGCUCCCAAGAAGAAUAGAGCAAGGAGAAACCCAAAUGUCACCAAAUUCUAUAAGUGUGGUGAAGGACAUGUAUCCAGCAACUGUCCUAGGAGGAAAGUUGUCAACACUACACGCCAUGAAAGCGAUGAUGACAGCGACAAUGGUGAUUGUGAAUAUGAGUUGAAGUUGAGGAAGAACAAGACCUUUGUGAGGAGGAAGGUGACGAAGUAG
Panicum hallii is the source of this 1084-nucleotide messenger RNA. RefSeq lists its product as uncharacterized. NCBI's taxonomy places the organism in Eukaryota, Viridiplantae, Streptophyta, Magnoliopsida, Poales, Poaceae. The record is from RefSeq and is a predicted model, not a curated record. The coding region runs from base 473 to 1084 and encodes 203 amino acids. The transcript is spliced from 3 exons.